CCAAUACCCUUUCCACUCUACCAUAAAUUAAAAUAAUUAAGCUACCACCAAAUUAAAAACCUUCACUUUCAUUUAAUUCCUUUCCCCCUUCAUUCCUUUUACUUAUGCUUUUCCUUCCAAACCCACCAACAACGCACCACAAUCACAAAAUAUACUAACCCCAAAGACAAUAAUUAUUAAAACAUGGACAGGCUCAUAAGGUUAGACCCUUCAAACACAGUCCUAAUCAGGGUUGAGCCAGGGCAAAAGUGCCACGGCAGGAUCACCUUACACAACGUGAUGUACACAAUGCCAGUGGCCUUCAGGCUUCAACCACUCAUCAAGACCCGUUACACAGUGAAGCCCCAAUCAGGGAUCAUAUCCCCUUUAGCCACACUUACCAUAGACAUCACCUACCAUCUCCCACAAGGCUCGUCUCUCCCCCACUCUUUCCCUCACUCGAACGACUCUUUCCUCUUACACAGCGUUUUGGUUCCCGGCGCCGCCAUCAAGGAACCCUCCUCCAUGUUCGAUGCUGUCCCCAGUGACUUGUUCAAGAAGAAACAGGUCUUCAUCGACAGCGCCAUCAGGGUCAUGUUUGUGGGGCCUCACAUUCUGGCUCGGCUAGUAACACAAGGUGCAACGGAUGAAAUAAGAGAAGUUUUAGAGAAAAGUGACCCAUCAUGGAGAAAUGUUAACUCGACAGACCCACAAGGCCAAACGUUGCUCCACUUGGCGAUUUCGCAAGGUAGAGCUGAUCUCGUUCAGUUGCUCCUAGAAUUCGAGGCUGACGUCGAAGCCUUAAACCGUUCUGGCUCAACCCCACUUGAGGCUGCAUCGUCCUGCAACGAAGCCUUAAUUGUUGAGCUUCUUUUGGCCCACAAAGCCAACACAGAACGGUCGGAAUUGUCCAUGUUCGGUCCGAUCCACCACGCAGCCAGAGGAGGACACGUGGAGGUUAUGAGACUUCUCUUGCUCAAAGGUGCCAAAGUGGAUUCACUCGCUAAAGAUGGCAACACAGCCUUGCACGUUGCAGUUGAAGAGCACACAAAGGACUGUGUUAGACUCCUUCUGGCAAACGGUGCCAGAACAGACGCUAAAAAUACAAGAGAAGGUGACACGCCUUUGCACGUGGCAUCAGCAAUAGGAGAUGAGAGCAUGGUGAAGCUCUUGCUGCAAAAGGGUGGUGCCAACAAAGACGUGAGAAACAGACAAGGGAGAACCGCGUAUGAUAUUGCAGUGGAAAACGGCCAUGCACACCUCUACGACGCCUUGUGUUUGGGGGACAAACUGUGCGUGGCAGCAAGGAAAGGGGAAGUGAGGAGCAUCCACAAGCUUCUAGAGAAUGGUGCAGGGAUCAAUGGGAGGGACCAAAAUGGUUGGACAUCGCUGCACAGGGCCUCGUUCAAAGGGAGAAUCGACACUGUGAAGCUUCUUGUAGAGAAGGGGGCGGAGGUGGAUGCAAAGGACGAAGAAGGGUACACGGCGUUGCACUGUGCUGCUGAGUCGGGGCAUGCUGACGUGACUGAGUUUUUGGUGAAGAGAGGUGCUGAUGUUGAAGCCAGGACUAGGAAGGGUGUGAGUGCGUUGCAAAUAGCUGAGUCGUUGCACUACGUGGGGAUUACGAGGGUUCUUGUUAAUGGUGGGGCCAGUAGGGAAAAUUGUGAUGUGGGUAAAGUGGCGGCACUUGGUGCAAUUGCGUUUGGGACUAAAAUGGAAGCUAGGGGUGUCAUGAAUAAAAAGAAGAGGGGUGGUGGUGGCAGAGCCAGAAUGCUAAAUGGUGCUAGCUUUGAUCGUUCAAUGGCUCUGGCUGUGCUCUAAUUACAGAGAUUCUAAUUAAUUUAAUGGUACGUAUUUGGUACAUUAGAAAUGGGAAGAAGCCGUUAUGAUUAAUUUGGGUUUUGGCGCAUUAAAAUCAGAUGAAAUUGAGAGCAAUUUUGGCUUUUGGUUAUGAUUUUUGUUUUGUUGAUGGAAUAGUAAAUUUAUGCCAAAAUGUUCAUGCUAAUACC
This is a messenger RNA of Glycine soja, 1988 nucleotides long. Its product is annotated as ankyrin-1-like. The transcript is spliced from 2 exons. The record is from RefSeq and is a predicted model, not a curated record. NCBI's taxonomy places the organism in Eukaryota, Viridiplantae, Streptophyta, Magnoliopsida, Fabales, Fabaceae. The coding region runs from base 184 to 1800 and encodes 538 amino acids. Gene Ontology annotation, cellular component: ciliary inversin compartment. Gene Ontology annotation, biological process: protein localization to ciliary inversin compartment. Gene Ontology annotation, molecular function: protein binding.